GGCACGUGCGUGCGCGAGAGCCGGUUUGUUUUGUUGUUGUUUACAAGAUACUCGUAAAAAGUCGCGUUGUAUCUCCUUUACUUUUUUCGCACAAUUUAACGGUGAAAAUCAUGAUAUCCAGACUUUCGGUGAGUUCGGUUUUCUCCAGUAGAACUCCCCAGCUUCAAACCAUCUGGAGAACAGUUGCCACAUCCACCGAGGCGACCCCGAAGGAACCCAAAAAGAAAGCCUCCACGCGCCUGAAAGACGAUCCCGCCCAGCAAGGAGUUACGUCCGCCCGGCUGGCCCGGGACCUAGAGGAAUACUUCGGACCCAGACAGUACGGCAAGAUCGUGGACACGUUCCCCUCGGCUCUGCUCAAACGCACGCAAACCGCCGAGAGGUUCUACUUUGCCGCGCCGCAACGAGCAAAGGCCCUUGCCAAAUGGAUCACAAACGGAUUGGAACCGGACCGACUUUUGGUGGAGGUCAAUCCCGGGAUGGGACUGCUGACCAAGGAACUGCUCAAGAAAACCGAUAAUCUUAUGCUGUACGAGACCGAGGAAGGGUUCGAAUCGGAACUGAACAAAUUGCUGGUUCCGGAGAAUCGGAAGGUGCAGUUGCGGUUUGCCGAUUUCAACAACUACUGGAGACACAGCUACGUGGACAGUUUGGAUCAGGGCGGUCGGGUAGAGAAGCUACUGGAAGGUUUACCGCGGGGGACGCGGUGGAAAGAUGAGGAGGUGAAUUUUCGGCUGUUUUCGGUGAUCGGGUCGUUGCAGUUCUUCAAAUCGCUGAUCAACUCGGUGGCCAACCAGAAGGGACUGUUCGGAUUGGGCAGGUGCGAAAUGGUGCUGGCCGUUCCGCCGCUGUUCUAUGUGCAUUUGACCUGUCGGAAGGACGCCGGCUACAAGCUGUACCGUAGCAGCAGUGUGCUUUUCCAAAUAUUCUUCGAGCACGAGUUCAUAGCAAAAAUUCCCCGCAAAGACUUUCUACCCUGGCCGUCGAUUCACAGCGCAAAGGGACGAAAUCAGACGCAGUACCGUCGCCUCGGAUUGGUAGGAACGGACGAACUCUAUCUGAUGCGCGUGGUUCCUCGGAGAGAUCUGUUCGACUAUUGCCUGCCGGACAAUCUGAGGCUUCUGGCGUUCUUCGUCACUCAGAAUAUGGUCAGCCGGAAGAAUCGGGUCAUACCUGCGUUGGAACGAUGGAUCCCCUUCAGCGGAGCUCGGUUAAUCCUGAACCAGAACUACACUGCCCCUUCCAAACCCGUUACGGGUGAGAAUCCCUCGGACUCGCCAACCUUCCAGCACACAUCGUCCCCACUGAGGGAGAACGACUUUCCCGAGCGGAUAACCAUCUUCACCGAGUUUGGCGAGCUGACGCCGUCGCAGAUUUUGACCAUUUUCAACGAAUUCAUCAGUUGGCCCGAGUUCCAACAGUCACCUUUUCUGCAGUCCAUGGAACAGCAUUACCACAAGCAAGUGUACGGGGGUAGGGUGGAUUCGACGAGGAUGGCCAUGGGAGGAAAGCUUGCUGGCUCAACGGGGGUGGUUAGUGGAGAAGAAGCCCUGGAAGACGACGAGGAGCAUCUUCUGGGGGUUGGUAGUGAUGAAACGGAUCCCAAAGACGCAGAGCGAACCCGGACGUGAUGUGUGGUGAGUGUGUUUUAAUUAUUAUUAUCUAGUUGUAUAAAGUUUAAAUGUUAGAGCAAAUUAAAGAACAA
Aedes aegypti (yellow fever mosquito) is the source of this 1705-nucleotide messenger RNA. It is a transcript of the gene mtTFB2, whose product is annotated as dimethyladenosine transferase 2, mitochondrial. Gene Ontology annotation, cellular component: mitochondrial matrix. The record is from RefSeq and is a predicted model, not a curated record. Gene Ontology annotation, molecular function: mitochondrial transcription factor activity; rRNA (adenine-N6,N6-)-dimethyltransferase activity. The transcript has 3 exons. Bases 111 to 1631 code for a protein of 506 amino acids. NCBI's taxonomy places the organism in Eukaryota, Metazoa, Arthropoda, Insecta, Diptera, Culicidae. Gene Ontology annotation, biological process: transcription initiation at mitochondrial promoter; rRNA methylation.